GGAUUGACGACUUCGGUGGAAACUAGAUCUAUGACUACGUUUACACGUCACCCCUAAUCGGGUUUAAUAACAUCUGCAAUUCCAAGGCUGGCCAAUCACAGUCAUUCCAUUCUUCAGAGAAAUAGCCGUGAUUGGCCAGUUUUACAACUACGGAUGUUAUUAACCUGAUUAAGGGUGCCGUGUAACAGAGCUUACUCACAAUGACUACGUUUACACGUCACCCCUAAUCGGGUUUAGUGCCAGUCUACAAUAGGUGAUUUAAGAUUUAGCCUUUGUUUUAAAACUUUAACGUUGCUUUAAGCCUUAAGCCUUAAAAAUGUUUUUACGCCAAGCCCGUCUACAAUGUGCUUUAAGACUCAAUCUAUGAAUCGUGUUAUCGUGGAGUUGCGUUAUUAUCAAAGUUGCGUUUAUUGAAAUCCAUGUGGCCAUUAAAAUAUGGAUAAUGAAAUAAUAUUAUCUAUUAUUGUUUUAACUCACUUGCGCAAUGCACUUUUGUGUAUGUAUUUUAAAAAAAGGAACCGAAGAAGAUGGUGGGUGAGAAAUAUUAACCGAAAAAGAACAGAGCAAGGAGUAUACAACAAUUUGUUUAGAGAAUUAUAUUUUACGGAUGAAGAACAGUUUUUUGAAUAUACAAGAAUGAACAUAAGACAGUUUGAUUAUUUGUUUUCUUUGGUUGGUCCUUUGCUUCAAAAGAAAAGCUCAAGAGAGCCCUUGCCCUUAAGACUUCGCCUAAUUGUCACUUUGAGUUACCUAGCGUCUGGUGACAACCCCAAGUACUGAUCUAAGUACUACAGGAUUGGUGCUUCUACCAUAUAUAAAGUCAUUCAGGAAACCUGCGAAAGUAUUUGGCAAGCUCUGUCUCCAUUGUUCCUCAAAGCACCUAGCAUAGAAAAGUGGAGUGAAAUAGCAGAGCAUUUUUAUAAUCGAUGGAAUCUGCCUAAUUGUGUCGGUGCUCUGGAUGGAAAUCCGUAUGCAAUGUCCUCCUCAUAGUGGUUCAGAAUAUUUCAACUACAAGAAAUAUUUCAGUUUGGUGUUGAUGGCAUGUUGUGAUGCCAAUUAUUGCUUCACGUGGGUGGAAGUUAGUGAUUAUGGCUCACUCCCAGACAGCAGUAUUUUUGGAAAUUCAGGGCUAGGGACAGCCUUGGAAACAAAAUCUUUAAAUCUCCCUCCACCUAAGAAAUUACCAGGAACAAAUUAUAAAAUGCCUCAUUUCUUUGUGGGAGAUGAGGCGUUUCCUUUGAGACCAGAUUUAAUGCGUCCUUAUUCAAAAAAAGGCAUCAAAAGUAAUACAGAGAGAAUAUUUAAUUACAGGUUGUCUCGUGCCCGGAGGAUAAUUGAAAAUGCUUUUGGCAUUCUUUCAUCGAGAUGGAGAGUUCUUCACACAUGCAUCAGAAUAAAAGUAGAAAAUAUAAAAAAAAUAGUAUUGGCUGCAAUAUGUCUCCAUAACUUUAUGAUGAUGAGAGAGGACCGUGAGACUGAAAGAAGGAUAUAUUGUCCUACAACUUAUAUUGACAACGAAAAUGAUUCAAAUGGGAUAGUGACACUAGGAACAUGGCGGAAUGCAGCUGCAUGUUCGAAUUUAUGCGAUUUUGGUCGUUUAGGUAGCAAUAAUGCAACAAGGACGGCUAUAACUCAAAGAACAACAUUGGCCGAAUGGAUGCUUACAGAUGAAGGACAAGUACCCUGGCAAUUUCAAAUAAUUCUCCAUGAUCAUGAUGUUCACUUUCUUUCUUAGUAAUAUAUAUAUAUGCAUAUAUACACACACAAAACACACAUAUGUAUAUAUAAUGUUGCUUAUGUUUGGUUAUUUUAUUUUGUAUUAAAAUAUAAUUGCUGCUAAUAAAUAUGUCUUAAUAAUAAUUAAAAAAUGUCUUCAAACCAAUACAUUUGCAAAAACUUUUUCAAUAAAAUAGGUAAAACAAGCAUUUCUAUUCA
Messenger RNA from Formica exsecta, 1935 nucleotides. Its product is annotated as protein ALP1-like. The transcript has 4 exons. The record is from RefSeq and is a predicted model, not a curated record. The coding region runs from base 959 to 1735 and encodes 258 amino acids. Lineage: Eukaryota; Metazoa; Arthropoda; Insecta; Hymenoptera; Formicidae.